AUGAAAGAUAAAGGCGUCGAGAUCCGAGUAGAUACACUUGGUGUUUUGGAGAGUCCAGAAAUUUAUGAUGUUGAAAACAGUGAGAUUUGGAAUGGGACACACUUCGUUAAGGCAUCACCCUUUGCUUACAACAUGUGGUUAAGGGGAGACGUAACUUGGAAGAUGCAAAUACCAGCAAAGCUAGAUUUAAUACUUCAUGUUAAGGGAGAGAGUUAUAUUCACUACGAAAACAUUGAUGACGUAAGUCGAUUAUAUGAUCAACGCUAAUAAAACGUAUUUUCUCUUGCAAUGUGGCUCACUCUACACGUGAGGUCAAACUUUUAACUUGCUUCACAUUUUUCUGUUUUUAAGAUUGCAUUUUUAUUCUAACUUUUGUUUGUGUUUUCUCGCAAUAUAGUUAUUUAUGGAUCGCCUAAGCCGACCACUAGACAUGGUAAUAAAAGGAAACGCCUCUGUUGGCAUUAAAGGAAGAGCUCUGGGUCAGGACUUCAAUUUAGAAAUUACUUCUAUGCACAUAAUAGGAAAGGCCAGGCUUGGAGGUAAGACCUACUGUUUAUAUAGCAACAAAGAAUAUUAGACUUAAUAGUAGAAAUGAACCAAAAGAAAUGUUUGGCUGCCUGGCUGUUAGGAGCUGGGAGGGCGAGCAUUAUCAAGACUUUCGAGAAAGUUAUUCGUCCCAUUAAUUAACGCCCGCAGAAUGAAGUCUCUCGCGACUUCGUCGCUCACUCCUCUUCUUGGCGGCCUGAAAAUGUCGCUUCACAGCUUUUCCUCUGGUGAGGUAGACUUUCGGCAAUGUUUAAUCCUAUACAAACGCCGUUUUACUCUUUGACAGAAACAUUUAAUUCGGAUAGGAAAUAUGUUGCGCUAGUAAAAAAAAAAACUUAGAAAUUAAACAUGCAAAGGCACCUCGUACUUAAAUCAUGAAGAAUCAGCAACUUGUGCUUGUACAAUGCACUCAGCCAUUGUAAAAUUGACUUACAUCCGACAUGACCAAUCGAUAAAAAUGUCUUUUCGUUAAAAAGGUACUCUUUCCCGUAUUCAUUCCUAUACAUAUUUUGCUUUAUUAUUACCAUUAUCCUUUACACUCGAAAGCAGUUUCUUUACUUUUUUUUUUCUCUUUUUUUUUGUCCAAUUCUCAGAUGAGAACAGCUGCCAAGAUAGGAUGCAGGGUGUGUUCCUGAGUCUUAAAAAUUCCGAGAAUGGUGCAUUUCUCAAAACACCUUUCUAUCCUUAUUUGCGCGCUGCAGAAAAUCAACAGUUUCACGUUACAGCACUCAUUAAAUACAACGGAGGUGCACGAGAUAGAGUCACUAAUAUAAGAGAAAUACGGCGCAGCUUGACAAACCUACGGUUCCUCGUACCAGAGCUGGAGGACAUUUUCCAGCAGUCAAUUUCAAUGCUUCCAGAACAUAAGGCCACCCUAGAAAAAUGGAUUCAGACGGGUACCGUGUUAAGUGGAAAGGUUCGCGAAUUCCGUAGGGUGCUGUUUUUCAAUCGAGCGAUUGACAUCAAGAAAGUCAGAAACUUGGUGGCUGACAUCAAUGCAAAGAUCUAUUUUGUACGAAAGAACGUAGAGAUUCUAAAGUACCGCUUGCUGUUGAAAAAGGCAACCUCACCUUUACUUACCAUGAUUGAAGACUUUCAGUUAGAUUUCCCAGACUCUCUACACUUAAAGUUCGGAGGAGAGAGCACUGAGCAAACCCUGCUUGGCGUAAAAAUAUACCUUCGCUGUGAUCUCUGCAUGAAGAAGCUAUGUCUGGAGAACAUAACUGCAGUAGUCACAUUCCUUGACAGUAAUGGGUGUGGCUCCCAUCUAUUUCCCGGGACAAAAUUUUAUGUAAGUGGCAAGGCGCCAAAGAUGCUGUCUUUGAGCCCAGGUAAAAUCCUAAUUCUUCCAGAAGGACAACCUAUUAAUAUCGUUUUUGAACGCGACUCUGAGCAUUUGUCUAUUGAAUUUGGAGUGUGGAUACGAAUCCUUGGUUUAAGUAAGCUGGCAAAUGCGACUUUAGACAAGACACAGCUAUCAGUAAAAGUUAAGGGGGAAAUUUUUGAGAAAUUCUCAACAGAGAUGAAUGUUUCUGCAAGAAUCGAAGAAAAGCAAGAUUGGAACUCACUGCUCUUUUUGGUGGAAGGAAAAAUGCUGAAAUCAUCUCUUCUUCCAAAUAUGCUGCAAGGGGCUGUUAAUAAAUAUUUGCAUGUUCUCGCAGAAAACGCCCAAACGAGGAUUCAAAAAGCUGAGAACGCUAGUAUGAACGCCAAAAGGAAAAUCAAAGAUGCAGAAACGAUUCUUGAAACGAAGGAGAUCACCUUGGCUAAUGUCUCCAGGAUAUUGGAGGAUAAGACGAACAAUCUCGUUAAAAAGCGAAUUGCAUAUGCUCGGCGUAAGAUACAAUUCAACUCGACGCUUUUGCGCUACCUACACUUCAAGGAUCAAACCCUGUGCGAAAUGAAAAACUGCGAAAAUGUCGACUUAAACACUUGCAUACCUGACGUUUGUAGAAAGGAAAUUAAAACCACAUAUACUGUACCCGACUGUAAGGAAGUUAACAAGAAAAUCAAUGUGGUUCGCCUAGAAGAGGUUUCAGAACGGGCAUGUUACAAAUAUCAGACGCCCAAAAAGUACUCUGUUCGUGGAGGAAGCUGGUGGAGCAGUCAGAAAUUAACUGUGAGUGGAGGCGAAACAAAAAAAAAAUGCUAUAAUAAAAUCAGACAUGAACGAAAAACUAAAGAAGUUAAUGUAAAGAAGUUUGAAUGCGCAGGCAAUCCCAAGGUUUUAGACAGUAUUUCAGGUUACACUCAACCAUAUGAAUGUUGCAACAAAGCGAUAACCGAAAAGGUUCAGAUUUUGAAUCCUCAAUGUGUUCGUUACAACUCAGAUUGUUGGGAAAACAUGACCGAAUUUAGCCAGCAGCUAACACGACAACACGAUAACAGAAGCGCGCUCUUUGCAGAUUUUCAGUAUUUGUCUGAAAUGGGACAGCAAGUAGAUUUUGCUCAAAUGGAAGUUAACACGGCACGAACAAGAGUUCGCUUAGCAUCAAAUCAGGUCAAACUUGCCCGAGCCUUGCUCCAACAGCAACAAUAUGCUGAGAAAUCCAUAAGUAUUAGUAAAAUCAAAGACCAAGAGCAGCUUGGGAUAGGACUGGCACACAAAAUGAAGGCUCUAGGUGGUAAGGAACUGAUCUCGGUGGAAAGUCUUUUGUUCUCGACAUGGAUGACCUCGGCCACCAAAUCUUUGUUACCGUUCCUGGCAUCUGUAAAGGAUGUUGAUGGGCGUAACAAGUUUAUUGAGUUUCCAAUGGAAUUUAAAAGACUUGAAUACUCCAUAAACUCAGCUUCGAAACUUAUCAUACAGACAAUCUUUGGAAAAGUUAAUACUAGAAAAAGAAGAUCAACGCAUGAAGAUUUUGUGGAAGACGAACUUGGCAUGGACAUUGGGCAACGUAUGUGCUUUUUCUCCCACCAAGCAAAUGCUUUCUUUAAAGAUGUCAUAGACUCUUUGGAAUUUCUAAUUGAAAGUGCAAAUGUGUACUUUAAGGACUUAUCUUCAGGAAUCAAUGAAGUUGAUUCGCAUUUUAAGGAUUCGGUAGACAAAUCCUCCUCGCCUGGUCGAAAGAUUCAGACGUCCUUCAGGGAGAUGAUGGAGUCCCUUAAAGAUAAUUACAUGUCUAUCCGAAGUGAGACAACAUGGGAGAGUAUGCUUGAAAAAUGGCGCGACCAUCUCAAUGUUUUGACAAGCAACAACAACUUUACAAAGUGUUCAGGAAUUCAGGAUUGUUUGGACUACUACUUUCAUAAUUUGGAGGAAUUCUAUCUCUUCGAAGACAGUCAACGAGCACUCGAGAUAAAGCAGAAACUACAAGAGAUGAAAACUCUUUUCAAUAGCUUGUUACAAAGGAAUUAUUCAAUUGCCGAAGUACAAGAAAUUGUUUUUAAGGCCACAGCCUUAUUAAACAACACAAACGACGACUCAGUGUUGUGCGGAACCAGUCCAGUCAUUGUAAAAAGCUCGCCUGCGGAGGUAGUGGUCCUGACAGGUGACACAGUAAACCUUACAUGCUUAGUCUCGAACUCAAACGAAGUAGAAAUCGUUUGGAUUAAAAACGAAAGAGUUAUAGAGGACAUGAACGAUGAAGUGCUUGUCAUAAAAAAUGCUCACACGGAAACUGAAGGAGUAUACCAUUGUGAAGUUUCUAACAACAGAGGUAGCACAGUUUCUAACGUUACCAUUGUGGUUGUGCAAGAAGCUCCACGAAUCACAGAGCAUCCACGUGACGUUCGCGUUCUGGUGGGAACUGAGACGUUGUCAAUGAUAUGCAACAGUGACGGGGUACCUAAGCCAACGACAGAGUGGUUUUUUAAGUCACGCAUGGACAAGGUGAUACGAAUGAAUUCCUUUGGUCGCAUAUUAACAAAGAAAAACCUCUCAUCCCAAGACUCGGGAUUUUAUUAUUGUAAUGUUUCAAACAUCCAUGGGACAACAACAAGCAGAAUGGCGAGGCUCAACGUUCUGAGAUUUACCCCAGGGAAACCACGAAUCGCCGUAUCACUGAAAUUCGCCCGAUGCGCAUUUGACAGUUUUCCAUAUAACGCGUCAAACUGUACCACCCAUCACUACACACCACCCCUGCAACUCAAUUGUACCGGUUUUCACACUUUCUUCAGAGAAAUGACUGGUAAGAUGAGGUGGGCAUGGAAACAGAUAGAGAGACUCGAUUCCAGUCCAUAUUCAGAUGUCUCGUUGUCCUUUGUGAUCACAGCCAAUGGAAGCAACAUGUCAUCAAAUGUCAGUUCAGACAUUAUCGCUGCUUUGAACAGCUUUUCCCUUUCACGUUCCAAACUUGCCCGCGAUUUAUGGUCUUUUCGCACUGCUUUAGAGGAAAGGAAAUUUCACUUUAUUAGGAAAAACGAGCUUAUCGUCCUCAAACAUGGAGGUUUUGCUGCUGAGCUUGUCACCCAAAAGUGUCUUGAAGGAAAAGAGGCUGAUGAAAAUGGAUUUCUUUGCGGUGGGUAUUACUUCAUCCUCUCAAAUUUUAGUCAAUUUCUUUUCAAGUUAAGUAUAAAAUAUCUAGAGAAGAACAGUUUGAAGUAAAACGACGUGUGUUUAUCAAUAUUUUUACUAUUUGUAUAUUUAUUAUUUUUAUAUCUUAGACAUGGGAAAUUUUCUAUUCUGAUAUCGUCAGGUAAUGGACGUUUCUCAAACUCGCGGCUGAAUAACGAACUUCUGUUCGUAACUGCCUUUUUUUUGGGUUCAAGUUCAAUGUUUUGUUCCUAUUUUGCAGUAAACUGUGCACCUGGAUAUUAUGGGAGGUCAAAUGGUUCAUGUGUCCCUUGUCCUGCCGGCACAUAUCAGCCAAACGAAGGGAGUGCAGAGUGUAACAAAUGCCCAUAUAUACGUUCUCAAACUGAACUUGGAGCUGUUCUAGAAUCGCAAUGUAUCGAUAUUUGUGAGUCUGAAAAUUGCUUUCUAUGCCUUAAAAAGAAAAAUUUAAAAAUGUAACUAUUGCUGUGCUAUGAAUUAGUAGGUAAAAUCUUUGGAGAAAUUUCGCCAAAGUUUCAUUCGCUUACAAAACGUUUUGUGUGGUAUACGUCAUUCUGAUUUGUCAAAGACAGAAGAAGAGAGUAUUUUUUUGCCUGCGUCGCAGACUUUCUAAUCUUCUGUAUAGAGCGGAUUAAGAAUGGUUUUGACGAGUGCGCGGGCCGGAAGCAACGUAGUCUGCUACACAGCUGCUUUUAAUGUCGUCACGCAAUGCUCCUCCCCAAUAGGGAGGAGCGUUGCGUGACGACACUAAAAACGGCUGUGUAGCAGACUAGAUGCAACGCAGCAUAGUCUUUUUUGGUUGUAACCUAAUUUUCUCUGAUCCUGGAAAAUGAGAGCUAUUUCCUGUUUUCAUUAUUUUGUAGCUAUUCCCUGCAAUCUUUCAAAUGUCACUAUUAAACACGCCCAAGUGCCAGAGAAUGGAAAGACGCGCUAUCGUACUGGUGAAACGUUGCUGUUGGGUUGUCAAAUCGGUUACAAGUCGGUAGGAAACGGUUCACGAGAAUGUUACGAAGGGAACUGGACGACACAGGAGUUUUUUUGUGAAAGUGAGUACAGUUGUAUCUUUCCAUUUCAGGCAUAUCUUUUGGAAUGUGACUUGCAUUUUGCAAUAGAACCCCUCCUUCUUACUUCUGCUGGUUAUAUAUCACUGCAAAAUCGAGGUGCGAUGGUAAGACCUAAAAAGUGUAAACGUUUCCAGCUGCGUGAACACCAAAUAAGUGUUCAGUUAGCAGUAACAAUAUGACGUAAAUAAGAUCCUGAAUGCCCUUAGAAACACCAAAAAGGGUUACAACUACCCUGAAUUGGUUUUUAUUUGUGAGGUAACCUUGUUCUCUCUCUUUCUCUCUAUUCAGAAACGUGCUUUCCACCCUGGACUGAGUUCAAGAAACGUUGUUACUUGGUGAUAGAUGUGCUUUCGUACCGGUGGAAGGACGCUUAUGCUGCGUGCCGUUCCCUCAACGGUUCGCAAAUGAUAACGAUAUUCUCGGAAGAAGAAAACGAUUUCGCCGCUAAUCUUGCUAAGGUAUUUACUUUUUUAUUAAGAAUUUAUUUUGCCGCAAACAAUUAUCGGCGAUUUUUCAAGAACUUCUAAAAGUUUUGAAGACAUCAAAGUCAAACCGUGUCCUUUUCGAGUUUUAGAGAGAGAAUUUUGACCUUCAAGUUUAGAUCAAGAGAGAGAAAGGAUUUUUUCUUUAAAAAAAUAAUUAUAAAUAUUUAAAAGCUUAGAUUUUAAAAGAUAUAAUUUUUGAGGUUUUAGCUGCACUUUUGACUUGUAAUUGAGGUGUGCUACAUUCGUUGGGUUGUAGCGGAAAUAGGUCGAGUCAAGGCAAAUGCAACUUAAGAGUUAGUCCAAUGAAUUGCUCGGUGAACAUAUUUAAAGCCAUGUGUCAGACUUAACCACAUAAAGUACUUAAUUAAAUUUUAGGCUCAUAUCAAAGAGAAAAACGUGACCCAGGUACAACUGUGGCUUGGUCUAACAAAAGAAAACAUCCAAAGUCCUUUUCAAUGGGUGGAUGGACGAACCUUAUUAUAUGGAAGCUACACCAACUGGUCGCCAGGAGAACCAAACAACGCUCAUGGCCGCGAGUUGUGCACUGAGAUGCUGGUAUCAGGAAUGUAUGGGACUCAUAAGUGGAAUGAUAUAAGAUGUGACACCACGGGAUUCAAGACGAUUGCCAUUUGCAAGAAACCCUUGCGAGCUGGUGAAUAA
Porites evermanni is the source of this 7250-nucleotide messenger RNA. NCBI's taxonomy places the organism in Eukaryota, Metazoa, Cnidaria, Anthozoa, Scleractinia, Poritidae. The record is from the annotation of a GenBank genome assembly.